Molecule: messenger RNA, 4749 nt
Organism: Myotis lucifugus (little brown bat)
Lineage: Eukaryota; Metazoa; Chordata; Mammalia; Chiroptera; Vespertilionidae
Gene: NRK
Product: Nik related kinase
Exons: 29
Coding region: 1-4749 (1582 amino acids)
Biological process (GO): protein phosphorylation
Molecular function (GO): protein kinase activity; ATP binding
Source: RefSeq, a predicted model, not a curated record
AUGGCGGGACCUGGGGGUUGGAGGGACAAGGAGGUCACAGAUCUGGGCCACUUGCCGGAUCCAACUGGAAUAUUUUCACUGGAUAAAACCAUUGGCCUUGGUACUUAUGGCAGAAUCUAUUUGGGUCUCCAUGAAAAAACUGGUGCAUUUACAGCUGUUAAAGUGAUGAAUGCUCGUAAGACUCCUUUACCUGAAAUAGGAAGGCGAGUGAGAGUGAAUAAGUAUCAAAAGUCUGUCGGGUGGAGAUACAGUGAUGAGGAAGAGGAUCUCAGGACUGAACUCAACCUUUUGAAGAAGUACUCUUUCCACAAAAACAUUGUGUCCUUCUAUGGUGCAUUUUUCAAGCUGAGCCCUGCUGGCCAGAGGCACCAACUUUGGAUGGUGAUGGAAUUAUGUGCAGCAGGCUCAGUUACUGAUGUAGUCAGAAUGACCAGAAAUCAGAGUUUGAAAGAAGAUUGGAUUGCUUAUAUCUGCCGAGAAAUACUUCAGGGCUUAGCUCAUCUUCAUGCACACCGUGUAAUUCACCGGGACAUCAAAGGUCAGAAUGUGCUAUUGACUCAUAAUGCUGAAGUAAAGCUAGUGGAUUUUGGAGUGAGUGCCCAGGUGAGCAGAACUAAUGGUAGGAGAAAUAGCUUCAUUGGGACACCAUACUGGAUGGCACCUGAAGUGAUUGACUGUGAUGAGGACCCUAGACGCUCCUAUGAUUACAGAAGUGAUGUGUGGUCCGUGGGAAUCACUGCUAUUGAAAUGGCUGAAGGGGCUCCUCCGCUGUGUAACCUUCAGCCCUUGGAAGCCCUCUUUGUAAUUUUGCGGGAAUCUGCUCCCAAAGUCAAAUCCAGUGGAUGGUCUCGCAAGUUCCACAAUUUCAUGGAAAAAUGCACGAUAAAAAAUUUCCUAUUUCGUCCCACUUCUGCUAAUAUGCUUCAUCAUCCAUUUGUUCGGAAUAUAAAACAUGAAGGACAUGUUGUUGAGUCACUGAAGAAACAUCUUACUGGAAUCAUUAAAAAGAGACAGAAAAAAGGAAUACCUCUGAUCUUUGAAAGAGAAGAAGAUAUUAAGGAGCAGUACACCACACGAAAAUUCAGAGGACGUUGUUGUACCCAUGAACUUCUGAGACUGCCAACCAGCAGUAGAUGCAGACCACUUAGAGUCCUGCAUGGAGAACCCUCUCAGCCAAGGUGGUUACCUGACCGAGAAGAGCCACAGGUCCAGGCACUCCAGCAUCCACAGGGAGCAGCCAAGAUGUUCAAGCCACUACAGGCUCAGAACAAUGCACCUAGAUCUCUACAGGGGCAAGCCCGGCCAUCUCAGAGACUACAAGGGGCAGCUCAGGUGUUUAUGCCACUACAGGCUCAGAUUAAGGCUAAAACAUCUAGGCCCCUACAGAUGCAGAUUAAAGCACCUCCACGACUACGGAGGGCAGCCUGGAUGCUCAUGCCACUACAGGCUCAGGUUAAGGCACCUAGGUCUCUACGUCUACAUGCCCAGGUACCCAGAGACCAGAAAGAUCAGGCUCAGCCCCAGGAAUCAGAAAAUCCACAGGAUCUGGACCGGGUACCAGAGGAAUUUCAGGGGCAAAAUCAGGUACCUGAACAACAACAAGGGCAAGUUCCAGCCCCUGGACAACAGCAAGGGCAGAACCAGUUACCUGAACAGCAGCUGGAGCAGAAUCAAGUACCUGAACAGCCAGAGGUACAGGAACAGGCUGCUGAGCCUACACAGGCAGAGACUGAGGCAGAGGAACUAGAGUCAUUACAUGUACAAGCCCAGGUGUUCUUGCCUCUACUGUCACAGAACCACCACGUGCUCUUUCCACUACAUUUGGAUACUCAGGUGCUUAUUCCAGUAGAGGGACAAACCAAAGAGUCACCUCAGGCACAGGCCUGGGCACUAGAGCCCCCACAGGACGUUGGCUCAGUUCAAGCACUGAUAGAGGGACUAUCAAGAAACUUACUUCGAGCACCAAACUCACAUAACUCAAAGCCACUUGGUCCACUGCAAACCCUGAUGGAAAACCUGUCAUCAAACAUAUUUUAUUCUCAACCAGAACAGGCACAGAAGAAGAAAAAAUCAAAGGUUUCUAGUCUAAGGCAAGCACUGGCAAAAAGAUUAUCACCAAAGAAGUUCCGGGCAAAGUUAUCACGGAGACCGGAAGAGUUUGAGCUUUUAGAUUUACAAGCCUACAGGCGAAGGCGCCAACGCAGAUGGGAAGAUAUCUUUAAUCAACACGAGGAAGAAUUGAGACAAGUUGCAAGUGACAAAGAAGAUGAAUCAUCAGACAAUGAUGAAGUAUUUCAUUCAAUUCAGGCUGAAGCCCAAAUAGAACCAUUGCAGCCAUACGUACCAAAUCCUAAAGGAAAUGAGGUCCAAGAAAGAUGUACUUCUGUGCCUUAUAACCGGGAUCAUGCACACCACAUCAUGUUCUCUUCAAGUGUUCCUCAGUGGUCUCUUUUGGAACAAGUUCAGAAGCCCAUUGACACCAGACAAAGAAGUUUGCAAAAUCCUCAAAAUUGCCCAGCAACAUCAGAGUCUUCCAAGGAAGAGAGUCCAGUGACUAGGAGAAGGUCACAGUCAUCACCUCCUUAUUCUACAAUUGAUCAGAAGUUGCUGGUUGAUAUCCAUGUUCCAGAUGGAUUUAAAGUAGGAAAAAUAUCACCCCCCGUUUAUUUGACAAAUGAAUGGGUAGGCUAUAAUGCACUCUCUGAAAUCUUCCGGAAUGAUUGGUUAACUCCUGCACCUUUCAUUCAGCCACCUGAAGAAGAUGGUGAUUAUGUUGAACUCUAUGAUGCUGGUAUUGAUACUGAUGGUGAUGAUAAUGAUUCUAAUGAUGUGUAUGAAGAUACUUAUGAGCAUGACAAUGGCAAUGAUGCCUUGGAUAACCAUGUUGGUCAGGCUAAUGAUGUUGGUGAAGACCAAGAUGAUGAUGGCAAUGAUGAAGGUGUUGAUGACAAAGGCAAUAAUCAUGAUGAUGCUCCUAGUUGGCCAAGGUCAAGCUAUGGCAGAGGUGCAAGCUGGAAGCAAAAUGGUAGAGAUGACGAUAAUGGAGGAGAAGGUACCUGCAGCAGCUAUGGAAGCCAGAGAACCAGUAGAAGCCAUUUAAGAUAUGCAGCCAGUGGGGACAAUACAGCUAUGGGAGAUCACGAAGAAGAUAAAGCCAAUAUAGGAAGUGGGAGAAGAGGCAUGGAGGGCAAUGGAGGUAGGGGAGUCAAUGAAACCAAUGAAGAGAGUGAAGUCUUUGAACUCAGUGAAGGAGAAAGUUGUUCAGAGACAGAUGAUCCAGGUUUGGAGAGGCCAACAUCCCAGGACAAUGAACAUCAACAAGAGGAAUCAGUUGGCAGAAGUGGGACCUCAAACGCCAUUGCCUCAACACCUAACGAUGAGAAUGACAGUAUAGACAUAUCAGAAGCAUCAACAGAAUCAGGUUUUUCUGCCAGUCACUCAUCUCCUUUCAACAUUUCUGGGAGUGCUACAAAUACUGAGUUUGCCAAUUCCAUUUUAUAUACUGGAUUAGUGGAAGUACCUGAGAAAUCACCUAAGAAAACCUCUGAAGUAAAUGUUAACCCACUAUAUGUCUCUACUGCAUGUAAAAAACCACUAAUCCACAUGUAUGAAAAGGAAUUUACUUCUGAGAUCUGCUGUGGUUCUUUGUGGGGAGUGAAUUUGCUGUUGGGAACCAGAUCUAAUCUGUAUCUUAUGGACAGAAGUGGAAAGGCAGAUAUUACAAAACUUAUAAAACGAAGACCAUUUCGUCAGAUUCAAGUUGUAGAGCCACUCAAUUUGCUGAUUACUAUCUCGGGCCAUAAAAACAGACUUCGGGUGUAUCAUCUGACCUGGCUGAGGAACAAGAUUUUGAAUGAUGAUCCAGAAAGUAAAAGAAGACAAGAGGAAAUGCUAAAGACAGAGGAAGCCUGCAAAGCUAUUGAUAAGUUGACAGGCUGUGAACACUUCAGUGUUCUCCAACAUGAAGAAACAACAUAUAUUGCAAUUGCUUUGAAAUCAUCAAUUCAUCUUUAUGCAUGGGCACCAAAGUCCUUUGAUGAAAGCACUGCUAUUAAAGUGAUAUGCAUUGAUCAAUCAGCAGACUCCAAAGGAGACUACAUGUCCUAUGAAGCCUGUAUACGAAUUCUGGCAAAAAUACAGGCAGCUGAUCCAGCGAACAAUUUUAAGAGACCAGAUGAGCUCCUUCAUUUGCUGAAGCUCAAGGUAUUUCCAACACUUGGUCAUAAGCCAGUUACAGUUGACCUGGCUAUUGGUUCUGAAAAAAGACUAAAGAUUUUCUUCAGCUCAGCAAAUGGAUAUCACAUCAUUGAUGCAGAAUCUGAGGUUAUGUCUGAUGUGGCCCUGCCAAAUAACCCCCUGGAAAUCAUUAUACCACAGAAUAUCAUCAUUUUACCUGAUUCCUUGGGAAUUGGCAUGAUGCUCACCUUCAAUGCUGAAGCCCUUUCUAUGGAAGCAAAUGAACAGCUCUUCAAGAAGAUCCUUGAAGUGUGGAAAGAUAUACCAUCUUCAGUAGCAUAUGAAUGUACACAGCGAACCACAGGAUGGGGCCAAAAGGCCAUUGAAGUUCGCUCUUUGCAAUCAAGGCUUCUCGAAAGUGAACUGAAGCGCAGGUCAAUUAAGAAGCUGAGAUUUCUGUGUACCCGAGGUGACAAGCUAUUCUUUACCUCUACUUUGCGCAAUCGCCACAGCCGGGUUUACUUUAUGACCCUUGGAAAACUUGAAGAGCUCCAAAGCAAUUAUGGUGUUUAA